Molecule: messenger RNA, 3244 nt
Organism: Varanus komodoensis (Komodo dragon)
Lineage: Eukaryota; Metazoa; Chordata; Lepidosauria; Squamata; Varanidae
Gene: ENPP2
Product: ectonucleotide pyrophosphatase/phosphodiesterase 2
Exons: 26
Coding region: 38-2785 (915 amino acids)
Biological process (GO): phosphatidylcholine catabolic process; immune response
Molecular function (GO): phosphodiesterase I activity; calcium ion binding; scavenger receptor activity
Source: RefSeq, a predicted model, not a curated record
AGCCACUGUGAAGGCUUUUUCAAGGAUUCGCUUUAGUAUGGCUAAGAAAAACUGUUUCCAGUUACAUCAGGUGAUAUCCUUAUUCACUUUUGCUGUCAGUGUAAACGUCUGCGUGGGAUUUACAGCUAAUCGUCUGAAAAGGUCCGGUGAAGGGGGAGAAGAGAUUCUGUUUUCAGACCUACCCACAGUCUUAUCAGAUUCUCCCUGGAUCAGUAGUUCGGGCUCCUGCAAAAACAGAUGCUUUGAACUUCAAGAGGCAGAACCUCCAGGAUGCCGCUGCGACAACUUGUGCAAGAGCUACAACAGUUGUUGUGAUGACUUUGAUGGACUAUGUUUAAAGACAGCUGGAGGCUGGGAAUGUACAAAAGAGCGUUGUGGAGAGACGAGAAAUGAAGAUAAUGCUUGCCACUGUUCUGAAGACUGCUUAUCCAGAGGAGACUGCUGUACGAACUACCAAGUGGUUUGCAAAGGAGAAACACAUUGGGUUAUGGAUGAUUGUGAAGAUAUCCGGGCUCCAGAAUGCCCAGCAGGGUUUGUUCGUCCACCAUUGAUCAUCUUCUCUGUCGAUGGUUUCCGUGCAUCAUACAUGAAGAAAGGUGACAAAGUGAUGCGUAACAUUGAAAAACUAAGAUCUUGCGGAACUCAUGCUCCAUAUAUGAGACCCGUCUACCCUACCAAAACCUUCCCUAACCUGUAUACUUUGGCAACUGGGCUUUAUCCUGAAUCUCAUGGAAUCAUUGGAAAUUCAAUGUAUGACCCUGUAUUUGAUGCUACCUUCAGCCUUCGAGGUCGAGAAAAAUUCAAUCACAGAUGGUGGGGAGGUCAACCAAUCUGGAUUACUGCUGCUAAGCAAGGAGUCAAAGCGGGAACAUUCUUUUGGUCCAAUGUAAUUCCUCACGAGCGCAGGAUAUUAACUAUACUGCAAUGGCUCACUUUGCCAGACAAUGAAAGGCCUUAUGCAUAUGCAUUUUACUCUGAACAGCCAGAUCUUGCUGGCCACAGAUACGGUCCUUUUAGCCCGGAGGAGAGUAGUUUUGGCUUACCUCUUACUUCAUCUAAAAGACCUAAGAGAAAGAUCACUCCUAAGAGGAGACAGAAAAGGCGUGUUGGUUCUUCAAAGAGAAGAAGAAAAGUGCCUAGAGCGGAACAAUACUCUGCGGAAUCCCGUCGGAAUAAAAUGUUGAAUCCACUAAGAGAUAUUGACAAGAUCCUGGGGCAACUAAUGGAUGGACUGAAGCAGUUGAACCUACACCGAUGUGUCAACAUAAUCUUCGUUGGUGAUCAUGGGAUGGAUGAUGCCACUUGUGAAAGAACUGAAUAUUUGAACUCUUAUCUACCUAAUGUGGAUGACAUCAUUUUGGUACCUGGAACACUGGGACGUAUUCGAGCCAGAGGGAACAGUAACGUCCGAUUUGACCCCAAAGCCAUUGUUGCCAAUCUCACAUGCAAGAAACCUGACCAGCACUUCAAGCCCUACUUGAAGCAGCAUCUCCCCAAGCGCCUGCAUUAUGCAAAUAACCGAAGGAUCGAGGACGUCCAUUUGCUGGUGGAGAGAAGAUGGCACGUGGCCAAGAGGCCUGGAGAACUCAUUAAGAAAACACCUGGAAAGUGCUUUUUCCACGGAGACCAUGGGUAUGACAACAAGAUCAAUAGCAUGCAGACUGUUUUUGUAGGGUAUGGACCUUCAUUCAAAUUCAGGACAAAGGUACCACCAUUUGAGAAUAUAGAACUUUACAAUGUUAUGUGCGAUCUUCUUGGGUUAAAGCCUGCGCCCAAUAACGGGACCCAUGGAAGCUUAAAUCACCUCCUGCGGACCAGUACGUAUAAAGCAGCCAUGCCAGAGGAGGUUGCAAGGCCGCUCUAUCCUGUAGCUGCAGCAGCGUUGGCUGACUACGAACUGGGAUGUUCCUGUGAUGACAAGAAUAAGUUGGAUGAACUCAAUCGGCGUCUUCAUGUCAAAGGAACUGAAGAUAAGCACCUCCUUUAUGGCCGUCCUGCUGUUCUUUAUCGUACAAAAUAUAGCGUCCUGCAUCACCAUGACUUUGAAAGUGGCUACAGUGAAGUAUUCAUGAUGCCGCUUUGGACAUCCUACACCAUUUCCAAACAGGCAGAGGUGUCUGGAGUCCCAGAGCAGUUGGUCAACUGUGUACGGCCAGACCUGCGCAUUUCUCCAACCAACAGUCAGUGCUGUACGGCCUACCGAGUGGACAGACAAAUGUCUUAUGGAUUUCUAUUUCCUCCCCAGCUCAGCUCCUCAGCAGAAGCAAAAUAUGAUGCUUUUCUAAUAACAAAUGUCAUUCCAAUGUAUCCUGCCUUCAAAAAGGUGUGGAAUUACUUCCAACGGGUUUUGGUGAAGAGAUAUGCCAUUGAACGGAAUGGAGUCAAUAUUAUCACUGGACCCAUCUUUGAUUAUGACUUUGACGGUUUACAUGACACGCCAGACAAAAUAAAAAUCUAUGUGGAAGGAAGUUCAAUUCCGGUUCCAACCCACUACUAUGCAAUCAUCACAAGUUGCCUAGAUUUCACGCAACCUGCUGACAAGUGUGAUGGACCACUAUCUGUGCUGUCAUAUAUAUUCCCACACCGGCCUGACAACGAUGAGAGCUGUUUAAAUUCUUCCGAGGAUGAAUCCCGAUGGGUUGAAGAACUCUUGAAAAUGCACACCGCCCGAAUACGUGAUAUUGAGCAGCUUACCAGCUUGGACUUCUUCAGGAAGACCAGCCGAAGCUACACAGAAAUCCUUUCUUUAAAGACAUUCCUGUAUACAUUUGAAAGUGAAAUUUAAUCAUCUCUUAAACUCAGCCGUUCCAUUCUCUCAUGAAGUGGUGUAUAUUUUUAUAUUAUAUUUAUUAAUUUGAAACAGGACAUUAAAAUUAUUAGUGUGUUUUAAUCUUGCAUCAAAUCUUAAAUAUAUUAAAGUUGUGUCAGGUUUUUUAUUCUUUAAUGUAGGGCAUAUGUGUUUGGUCUUUUUUUCCUUUCCUUUUUCCUGAGAGAACGCUCAGAGUGUUAGCAACACUUGAGUCUCUUGGUCAAAGCUUCUAAAACGGUGCUGCAGAAUCAAUUACUUACUUUGAGGAAUCUUAAUUUUUCCAGCACUCCUUUGCCUCAUUCUUUUUUUUUUUUUAGUCCUGUAUUGUGUAUCAGACAGGUAAAAUGACAAUUACUAUUAACUAUGUGAUAAGUGUAUUUAAGCUCCAUAGAGAAUAGAAACUUAAAUAUAAUAAAACCACACAUUCAGUUUUUA